CUGAUGUUCGCCGAAUUCCGCUCCAAGGGCGGCCCCUUGCCGGACGCCGGAGCGGGACAUGAUCGAGGGCUGGCCAUGAGCUGCGGCGAGAGCAAGGAGGUGGAAGCCGCAGCGGCCCACUUCAGCUUCUGCCAGAACCUGCUGGAGCACACCGUCUCCGCCGAGAACCUCAACUACCGCCUGCAGAGGAAUUCGGGCAGCAGCCUGACGUGGCACGAUGGGAGAAGCCAGAGGUCUGCCGGAGGCAGAACUGUGAAGCUGCUUCAGCAGCCCGGAACGGAGGGCUCCCAGGGCCGGACCUACGACCAUUACGGCAUCUACCACACCAGCCCAACUCUAGGCAGCCUUACCAAGCCGGUGGUGCUGUGGACCCAGCAGGAUGUGUGCAGGUGGCUCAAGAAGCACUGCCCACACAAUUAUCUCAUCUACGUGGAGGCCUUCUCGCAUCACGCCAUCACAGGUCGGGCGCUGCUGCGGCUGAAUGCGGAGAAGCUGCAGCGCAUGGGGAUUACCCACGAGUCUCAGCGCCAGGAAGUCCUUCAGCAGGUGCUGCAGCUGCAGGUGCGGGAGGAGGUCCACAACCUGCAGCUCCUCAGCCAAGAGACCAGCUGUUGUGCUCUGGCCGAGAACUCUUGUCCUGCCAACCAGCCAGCACCGCCCGGACUGCUGAAACUCGGCCUUGGGGGCUCCGAUCGCGGCGCCAAACUGUUCCCUUGACAAAACCGCAGGCUGUGAGAAGACCGUGGACAGUGACUUUCUCCUGAGAGGCCCUGGAAGACGGACACCUGUGCAGUUUGCAAAUGCCUGGAUACUCACCUUAUAGACUUCUCUCCAAGCUCACCUGUGUGCUUCUCCGGGCUGGGGGCGUGGUAGUGCAGAGCAGAGAGGUGGAGCUGUGGAUAAGAGGGGUCCAGGUUCAGAUCUUGCCUUUGCUGUGAUCUCUUUGGGUGGCCUCGUAGGGUGGAGGCCUCUCUGCUAUAUGGGGUACUGCCACUGGCCUACCUUACAGGGUUGUUCUGAAGGUUGCAAGAUAGCAAGCACCGCACACAUUCUGCAUAAAUGCUAAGUAUUACCACUACCCAAGACCCAGAAAGUAUUCUUUUUUGUGAACGUGAAAGUGGGGCAGAUUCUGGAAGCUUGAAGGCAAAAUGCUUCAACUUCAUCUUUUAAGUAUAGACACACAUACAAUACGUUUGUUUGGGGGGCAAGUUUUACUCAGAACGACGGCAGACACUUUCCAGCAUUCAAGGGGCCCCUCCUUGCUGUGGCAGUGGAGCUUCUGAGGAAGGAUGGCAAACAGAGGCCAUGCGCCCAGGCUGGAAACGUGGAUUUGUGGGGUGGCUGUGGGGCUGGUGUCCAGUCCCAGAAAGACUGGGAGAGGGGGCACAGCACAGUGGCAGCUUGUCUGCUUAGCACGUCGAAGGUCUCAGGUUCUAGCCUGGCAUCUCUAGGAAGAAGAAUUAGGCAGUGCAGCCCACCCCAGCCUGGCACUGCUUGGACUACAGGCUGCCACAGUGGCCAGGCUGGCCGUGGGUACCAGGAGUUGCUGGCCACCGUGUCUGGAGAGAGCUGGCUUGGGGAAAGCCCUGGGAAUAAGUGAUGGGGAGAUCGGAGGACCUCGGAGGCAAGAUGGGGAAAUACCUGCCCCUGUGCUGCUGCUAGUCCACAUUUCUGUAACUCUUUUUAAUUUAAUUUAAUUUUAAAACGAUACGCUGCCUAUUAGGGCCACGGCAUCCCUAGGCGGCUGACAACGGCUGCUUCCUACAUUUGAUGACUUCCCAUGUGUUUUGAUCUAAAAGGUUGUCGCAAUGUCUUUUGUGGGAGAAGUCCUUGGUUCCCCCCAAACACACUUCUCAUAUGGAUGGUUCAUAUUUAUAUCGCAGUUCAGUUGCCUCAUUGCAAGAAUCGCUAAAUAGGGAUGCCAGAGAGAUUUGGAUGUUGACGUUUCUGAUCUGUUGAUUCCAGGGCAGACCAGGCUUUCCAGCCACAUGGAUUCCAUGGACUUGCAGACCAGUUUGUUUAGUUAAUGGGGGAAUAUUUGCACAAGUCCUUAUUCAUGCAAAUUCCACUGCUAAAAAAGGGUACUGGCUCAAAUGUGUAUUUGAAAAGAGAAAAGAAGUUUUUGUGUGUCCCUUAAAAAGGGGGAAAAACACCAAACUCGAUUCCAUCAACACUGGAGCAAAAGACACCUGACAAUCCACGAAACAGAGAUGGAAUGGAUUUUAACAAAAUACACGUGCUUCUUAGAACUAAAGGUGUUGUGCUUAGCCAGCAGAUUCAGUUUCCAGAGCAGUUUGUUAUAUUUCUGCUAGUGUUGUUGCUGAUUGCAAAUUUGCCUUGUGUCUUAUUCUCCGUAGAUUGUUUUAAAUUGUCCAGUCAAGGAAGACAUGAACUGCCAGAGGGAGAUACUUUUGCACAAGGCUGUGGUGGGAUUAAACAUUGACAUGUGCAUCAAAAUGCACAUUUAUUAUUAUUAUUAUUAUAAUUUUUUAUUAUUAUUAUAACAUUUCUAUGCCGCCCCUUGCCGAAGCCUCGGGGCGGCUUACAACACAAUAAAAUA
Molecule: messenger RNA, 2560 nt
Organism: Varanus komodoensis (Komodo dragon)
Lineage: Eukaryota; Metazoa; Chordata; Lepidosauria; Squamata; Varanidae
Gene: SAMD10
Product: sterile alpha motif domain containing 10
Exons: 5
Coding region: 4-717 (237 amino acids)
Biological process (GO): cell surface receptor protein tyrosine kinase signaling pathway
Cellular component (GO): cytoplasmic side of plasma membrane
Molecular function (GO): protein binding
Source: RefSeq, a predicted model, not a curated record